Didymosphaeria variabile is the source of this 1602-nucleotide messenger RNA. RefSeq lists its product as uncharacterized. The record is from RefSeq and is a predicted model, not a curated record. NCBI's taxonomy places the organism in Eukaryota, Fungi, Ascomycota, Dothideomycetes, Pleosporales, Didymosphaeriaceae. Gene Ontology annotation, molecular function: oxidoreductase activity; FAD binding. The transcript is spliced from 2 exons. The coding region runs from base 1 to 1602 and encodes 533 amino acids.
AUGUACGCAAAGGCACUUCUCACUCUUCUUCCCUUCUUCACGACCUCGGUCGUCGCAGCUCCCAAGCACCACAGGGACGUUGCUGCGGAUCUUCUUGCUUGCGCCAAGAAGGUUCUGCCUGCUUCUCAAAUCGUCACUCCUUCGGACCCGUCCUACACUACUGCCCGUACCGGUGUUAUUUUGCUUAACGACAGCCAAUACCCUGCUCUGGUUACUUACCCCAAGGAGCAAAGCCAGGUUGGCCCUCUUGUCAAGUGCGCCGUCAAGUAUGGCUUCAAGGUCUCGCCCCGCACUGGACAACAUCACUUCGAGAACUGGUCUUCCCUGAACAGUUCCCUUGUUAUCGACAUUGAGAAUUUUUCUUAUGUUCUCCCAGCGAAGGACUUGAAGACCGCUACUGUUGGUGGCGGUGCCCGCCUUGGUGCUCUCUACUCCGUUCUCGAGGGCUAUGGCGUUACUUUCACUGCUGGUAUCUGCUCUUCCGUCGGUGUCGGUGGAUAUCUUGGAGUUGGUGGCUACAACAUGCAGAUGCGUACCCAGGGCUUCGCUGUCGACCACUUGAAGUCUGCCAAGGUUGUCACUGCUGCUGGCGAUCUUGUCACCAUCUCCCCGACAUCCAACCCAGAGCUCUGGUGGGCUGCCCGCGGUGGUGGAACCUUCGGUAUCGUUGUUGAGGCUGUUCUAGAGACCGCUGUUCUCCCUCGCUCUGCCAUGUUCGUCGCCAACUUCAACAACGCUACCACUCGCUUCGAAGCCCUGAAGAAGUACAACGCUUGGGCUCCCAAGCAAGACCCCUACUUCGAGUCGCAAUUCAACUUCUACUCGGACCGCACUCAAAUUCUCGGCUGGUACCUCGGUAAAAGCAAGGCCGAGCUUGAGGCUAUCCUCGCUACUUCCGGCCUCGCUUCUGUUCCCAACGCCCAGAUCAAGGUUUCCGGCAACUGCAGCACGGCCAACUCUCGUAAUUUCUGGACCUACACCCAAGACGAGUGCACUGACGAUGCUACCGCCAGCGCCGCCUUCUACGGGCAGUACAAUGUCGCCCCUGACGCCCUUACCCCUUUGCCCGGACAGGUAGCCGUCUCUGCUAUCAGUUCCCAACCGGCUCGUCCUGAUAUUGCUCGUGGCGCUCUAUGGCAGCGUGGUAACAUCUACACGAAGACCUUCGUUGAGACCAAGGACAACCUUCUCGGUGAUGAUGAUCUCCAGUGGUUGGUCGACAACACCAAGAACCUUCCCACGGAGAUGGGUUUCUGGAUCGAGGUUACCACCUUCAACGUCUCUACCCCAGCCUCUAACUCUGCAUUCCCGUGGUCAGACAAGGCCAAGACCCUGUGGCGCAUGCAGGUCGAGAACGAGGACCCAGUAAAGGCGCAGUCUAAGGCUAUUUCUGAGCUGUUUGAGAAGGAGUUCCGUCCUCGUGUUGGUCCUUACACAUACUCUGGAUACGUCGAUUCGAAGAUCACUGGUGACAUCAUCACUGCCAACUACGGUCCCAAUGUCUGCCGUCUUGUCAAGGCUCGCCAGAAGUUCGACCCCAACUUCGUCUUCUACAACCCGGGAGCUGUGCCCCCGAAAGCCAAGGCCUCAUGGGGAUGCUAG